AUGGCCAUCCGACACGGUGCCAGAGCGGCCAUUAGUCGAACACCUUCAUCGCGAUACUUUAGCACGACUCGAGCUACUCAAGCCGACUUUACCCACGCCGUAAUCGGCGGAGGCGUAGUAGGUCUAGCGAUAGCGCGGCAGCUCUCCCAGCGCACGGGCACAUCGACGGUUCUCCUGGAGCGGCACAGCGCGGUGGGCAUGGAGACGAGCUCGCGCAACAGCGAGGUGAUCCACGCGGGCAUCUACUACGGCAAAGGCAGCCUGAAGACAGACCUGUGCGUGCGGGGCAAGGACCUGCUGUAUUCUCUCUGCGAGGCGCGGGGGGUCGGCCACGCCCGCGUGGGCAAGUGGAUCGUCGCGCAGACGGACGCGCAGGCCGCGGCGCUGGAGCGCAUCGAGCGACACUGCCGCGAGGACAUCGGCGUCCCCGUGCGCUGGGUCGCGGCGGACGAGGUGCGGCGCGAGGGGGAGGGGGUGAGGGCCGACGCGGCCGUGCUGGACAGCCCGACCACCGGCAUCGUCGACUCCCACGGCCUGAUGGUCUGCCUCACCGGCCUGUUCGAGGACGCUGGCGGCGUCGUGGCCCUCAACUCGCCAGUGCGGGCCGUGUCACCCCUCCCGUCGGCCGCCUCACGCGGCCGCCACGGCUGGUCCAUCCGCGUGGGGGGCGACGGCGACGGCGACGGUGAUGAGGCCUCGGCCACCCCCCGGGGACGGGACGGCGACGACGAGAAUCAGGUCGUCAUAACCGCCGACACGGUCAUCAACGCUGCCGGUCUGGGAGCCGUAGACGUCCACAACAUGAUGGUCGUCGACCCAGCCGACCGCCGCCGCCCGCUCAGCUAUGCAAAGGGCACGUACUUCUCCUACGCCGCCUCCCAACCCCGCAUCUCCAGGCUGAUAUACCCCGUCCCCGAGCCCGGCGCCGGCGGCCUGGGAACCCACCUCACCCUCGACCUCGCCGGCCGUCUGCGCUUCGGUCCGGAUGUCGAGUGGGUCGACAGCCCGCACGACCUGGCCCCCAGCGCUGACCGCUUCGACCUCGCCGUUGCCGAGAUCAAAAAGUACCUGCCCCAGGUUGACGUCUCCAGCCUGGCCCCUGACUAUGCCGGUAUCAGGCCCAAGCUGGCCAACCACGCCGCCGUGGGUGCCGACGCCUCUACCUUUCAAGACUUCAUCAUCCGCAAUGAGCCCGGCUACCAUGGCUGGGUUAACCUGUUAGGCAUAGAGAGUCCCGGGCUUACUAGCUCUCUGGCCAUUGGCGAAAAGGUUGAGGAGCUCAUGUACGGGAGCGUCACGGCCGCGUGA
This is a messenger RNA of Geosmithia morbida, 1308 nucleotides long. Its product is annotated as L-2-hydroxyglutarate oxidase LhgO. The coding region runs from base 1 to 1308 and encodes 435 amino acids. The transcript has 2 exons. Gene Ontology annotation, cellular component: mitochondrion. Gene Ontology annotation, molecular function: (S)-2-hydroxy-acid oxidase activity; (S)-2-hydroxyglutarate dehydrogenase activity. Lineage: Eukaryota; Fungi; Ascomycota; Sordariomycetes; Hypocreales; Bionectriaceae. The record is from RefSeq and is a predicted model, not a curated record.